AUUGAGAAUGUGCAGUGUGAGGAGAAGGAGAGCAUGACUGGCCUGGAAGCAGAUAGAGCAAAUUAUAGAAAAAGAUGAAGGGCCCUAUUACACACACCUCGGGACAGGACCAAGUGUGGCUGCUGUGAGAGAAAUUAUGGAGAACAGGUAUGGAGCAAAAGGAAGUGCUGUAAGAAUUGAGGUGGUGGUUUAUACAGGAAAGGAAGGAAAAAGCUCUCAGGGGUGUCCAAUUGCCAAGUGGGUGAUCCGGAGGAGCAGCGACGAGGAGAAGCUGCUGUGCCUGGUGCGUCAGCGCGCGGGGCACCACUGCCAGACGGCCGUGAUCGUGAUCCUGAUCCUGGCCUGGGAGGGCAUCCCGCACCUGCUGGCAGACACGCUGUACGAGGAGCUGAGGCAGAGCCUGCGCAAGUACGGCUGUCCCACCAGCCGCCGCUGCGCCCUCAACGAAGAUCGUUCUUGUGCAUGUCAAGGACUUGACCCAGAAACUUGUGGAGCAUCAUUCUCAUUUGGCUGUUCAUGGAGUAUGUAUUUCAAUGGCUGUAAGUUUGCCAGGAGCAAAAACCCCAGGAAAUUUAGGCUUCUCACUGAUGACCCUAAACAAGAGGAACUUCUUGAAAACAAUUUGCAAACGUUGGCUACUGAUGUGGCUCCGGUUUAUAAGAAGCUUGCUCCAGAAGCUUUCCAGAACCAGGUGGAAAACGAGCACAUGGGCCCCGACUGCCGGCUGGGCUGCAAGGACGGCCGGCCCUUCUCGGGUGUCACCGCCUGCAUCGACUUCUGUGCCCACGCCCACAAGGACACGCACAACAUGCACAACGGCAGCACCGUGGUGUGCACCCUGACCAAGGAGGACAACAGGAGAGUGGGGGUGAUCCCGAGCGAUGAGCAGCUGCACGUGCUGCCGCUGUACAAGAUCUCCCAGACCGACGAGUUCGGCACCGAGGAGGGCCUGGAGGCCAAGAUCAAAGCCGGAGCCAUCCAGGUGCUCACAGCGUUCCCCAGGGAAGUGAGGAUGUUGGCUGAGCCUCUCAGAGCUACCAAGAAAAAGAAACCAGACACAAGGAGGACCCCGAGUGAAAAGCAGCCAUUAAUAGAUAAAAAGUAUUCAACACCAGUAAAACUGAAAACUGAAGCCCCAGAAAAUCUUGGCAACGCUUUGCAUUGUUUAGGGAACAAACCAGAUGCUUUAAAACCUGGAAUAAAAAUGGAGCCUUCCAACCACCUUUAUGCCAUGAAACAUACUUCAAACACUACUAAAAAUUGCUCUUUACUGAAGCAGUACACGGCCUCCUCCCCCUUUAAGGUGGAUGGUUUACAUCCUUACCCAUCUCUCACACACAAGUCUGGCCUAACUGCAGUGACUAACAUUCAGCAGGAUUUUUCAGUUCCCUACGGGUAUUUUGAAUGCAGUACCAAGCAACCUCACGUGCCACCUUAUGUUAGCUGCAAGAGCUUUGAUGUGUCAGUGAAGGAUUAUACUGGAAUUGUGCUGGACGAGGAGGUGAACGGCGUGCCGCCCGUUCUGCCCGAGGUCACUGCUCCAGGCGCCCCGGCCCACACAGAGCCCCUGCCCACAGUACUUGAACAGCAGCCAGACAGACAGAGCUGCCAGCUUCAGCUGGACACCUGUGUCCCCCCAGAGCAGGUCAGCUCCUGUGACCCAGCGCUCCCACCCAGCUCCUUGGCACAGGAUGCCCUCGGACCUGCGGCCGACUGCUCCCAUGGGUGCCCUGUGGAAAAGGGCAGCUCCCAUGGGGGACAGAGCUGUGACUUGGACUGUGCUGAUGUAAAGCCAAGCAGUGCACUGGGACAGGCAGCUGAUUCUGAAGAAAAGGCUGAGGAGUUAUGGUCAGACAGCGAGCACAAUUUUUUGGAUGAUGACAUUGGUGGGGUUGCUGUGGCCCCUUCUCACGGUUCUAUCUUAAUUGAAUGUGCGAGACGUGAGCUCCACGCUACCACACCGAUCAAAAAACCCAACCGCAAUCAUCCCACCAGAAUUUCUUUGGUUUUCUACCAACACAAAAAUUUAAAUGAGCCAAAACAUGGUUUAGCCAUGUGGGAAGCAAAGAUGGCCGAGAGGGCACGAGAGAAAGAAAAGGAGGCGGAACGAGUGGGAACGGAGAACGCCGAGCUGGGCUCCAGCAGCAGGAAAGCAAAGCAGCCAGGUGAAAACAGAGAUAUCUUUUAUGAAGACAACGAGUUCAACCAAAUUCCAUCCCGCAGAGCACUGACAGUGACCAAGGACAACGUGAUCACGGUGUCCUCGUACGCCCUGACACGAGUGGCGGGGCCCUACAACCACUGGGCGUAGCGUGGGCUCACACAGAACAGGCCUCGUGUCCUUCACUCUUCGCUCAUCUCAACCAUUCUAAGGCUGAGGUAAAAACAAAAAAAGGGGGGGAUUUCUUCUUAAACUGUGACUUUAACAUUUGGUGGUGCUCAAGCACAUUUUAAGCAAAAAAAAAAAAAAAAAAGUUGUAUAGUUUUAAUACAUUCUAAAGAAAGAUUUUGGUUAGGUUAUUAACCUUGAUUGAAUCAUUCAGUUUAUUACCUUUAGGAAUUUAUAUUUUGGUGCUUUAAAUCGUGUGUUUACUACAAAAAUCAUUUAUAGCUAUUUUAACAGGUUCACAUUUUAUGGUGUUAAAUCAAGUUAUACAGUUAUAGCUCUACACAGCUCUUGGUGCUUAACCACAUCAAACAGUUAAAAAUAAAUAAGCUGAAUUAUUACUUCAUGGUGCCAUUGCUUUAACAACUUCCAACCAUUGCUGUAUAGUCCAAAUUACAGACCAAUCUUUUAGAAAACCAACUAAUUUUGUUCUUUAGAUUCGUCAGUAGAAUGAAGUUAUUGGUAAUGAUGGCUGGAAGUUGUUUCUAAGCUGUAAAUAUAUAUUUUAAAAGCACUUUCUAUUUUUAAAAUUAACUUGAAAUAGUAUAGUAUAAGGAUCAUAUUGUCUAAGGUUUGUGCAUACUCUACAGAAGGAAUGAUUUUGUUCUUGCUGUGCAGAGUUCCAUGGUGUUACAGGUGCAGGAUGUAUGCUGACAGCAUAUGUGGUUGUUUUCAACUUGCCCUUUUUCACUGAAGAUUUUAUGUUGCAUAUAAACAAGCAGUUAUGAAUUAUAGAACCUUUUUAUUCUUUUCCAAGAGAGUGUACAAACGUGGAAGAGGAGAUGUCUGGUCAAUCUGUGUGUUGCUAUUGGGAGUUAUGAAUAUUUUCUGGUUUUUUAAGGCAGCAUUUGUUAUGGUUUCUAUGAGCAAUAAGUGCAUCAGUCUCAUUUGUUUCCAGCCUUCUAAGUUAACAUGGCAACCAAAUGUUCCUAAUGCUUCAGGGGUAGGAUUGUUUUGGGAUAAAAAGCUACCCCCUAGAGUUGCCUUAUUCUAUUCUGAUAGAAAAGAAAAAAAUAAUUUGGGAAAAAUACAAAGGAAGUGUUGGAAAACAAUCAAAUUUCUAAUAUUUAGCAGCAAAGUUUUUGCUAAAAAUUACCUAUCUGUUAUAUUCACCUGAGUUCAGUUUUUUUACAAAAAUGUUUUGUAAAUUUUUGAAGCAAUUUAUACAUUUGACAUGGAAAAGGUUGCAUCCUUCCUUGAAAUUUAUGUUCUUCAUUUCUGUUGAGAAAGUGACAUAUCACAAAAGGAGUAUUUGCUAAACCAGAGGAAAAACAGACACUCCAUUGCUUUUAAAUACUGUAGCAUCCCACUCUUCUUUCUGAUUCUCCUCUCCUAUGUAUUUCUUGUUUAAACUUAUUUAUUGAAUCAAAUUACCAAAUGCCAACAUAGCUGAGGACUGACCUCAUCCUGCAGCUUCUUCCACGUGAGCUGGCUGGGGGCAGGAGGAGCCCUGGCCCAGGGUCCCUGGUGCUGGUCAGCCACGGCCACAGCCACAGCUGUCCCCUCGGCCUGCAGGCACAGGGCUAAUCACAUACUUGACACAGUUAUACUGCAGUGGUGCUGUCCAGAGGAGUAUCAGCUGUCUGGAUCUGCUUCAUUUCAAGACAAGGUGCUUUUCCCCAGAGGAGCUGAAGUGCAGGAGCUCCCUUGCAGUUUGGUACGAGGUGCGUCGGUGUUUGACACGCAGAGCCAGUCAGGACCUUGGUGCUACAAAUCCUUUGGUGCAGGGCAGAUCCAGGAGACUCCUCUGGAGCAAGGGCUGCAGCAGCAAUCCCUGUGGCAUGAUCCUGGCUCCAGUUCUGCACAUUCCUGGCCAGGCUGACAAAGCUGUUCAUGGCAGAGGGUGGAGGAAUUGAACCAGUUCUUUGGAUCUUACCUAUUUGAAGUAAAACCUGUAAAAACCGGCUAUGCUGCAAAUCUUAGUUCAAAGCUUAAUAUUAGUUCAGAUAGAGGAUAUGAAGGGAUUGUAAAUAAUGAUGAAACAGAACCAAUAUUAUGGCAUUGUUUUGUACCAGCAGUUUUAUGCUUAUUGACUAUGUAAUAUACAGUAUUCAUCAAAUCAUUAUGGUAUUUUGUGUGCCUUAGAUUUCCAUUUCCAAACUUGUAUAUUUUUGGUGAGCCGAAGAUGAGUAGGAAUUGCAGCUGCCCAUGCAGUCAGUGGUGCUGUACAUUCCACAGCUGCUCAGCCAUGUUCUUGUCCCACCAUGCAGAGAUUCAUUUCUUGGUUUCACUGAUAGCCCUGACAGCUUCAGUUUCUGCAAUGCUGUAAUUCAGCACUCUGGUGUGACAGAUUUCCUACACAAAGUUGGUAAGCUACAGAGCCAUCUCUACCUUUUAAAAUGUUCAUACCAUUAAAGUGGAUCAUUUUUACUUGAAUCUUCUCCUGCAAAUUCCCACAUUUAACUUACUGGAAACUUCAGAUUAAAAUGUUCCAUUGAAAAACCAGCAGCUUCCCUCUAAGAAGUGAGGCACUGAAAGGUGGAUCUAAAAGGAUCCCUUCAAACAGGUAGCCCAGCUCUACCUUUUUUUGAAAUGGCAAUUCUAACAAAGAAAUGUGUAUCUUAACAUAAUUAAUACUAUUAACUGAUAGGUGCUAAAGUCACAGUUACUACUUCAUUAAUGUUACUUACAUGACAGAAAUGUAUCACCCACACAAUAGCAGAUCACCCACGGUGCUCUUUCCUUGGCUUUCACCUAAAUUGCUUUUUCAGCAUCUCCUGCCAGGCAGGUUGGGCACUUCCACUUCCUGCUGUGCUUUGAGGAGCUGAUCCUUUCUGUUCUGUACUGCAGUAUAGGAAAUGCAAAUGUUUACUGCUUCUACAACUCUGUGCUAUUUCUUGUAACACUUCAGGAUAUUUAUCAGUCUUGUACACAAAUUGCAUUGUUUUCAGUAAGGUUAUCAUUUUAUAACAGUGUUUAUCUCUUGAAAUCUUCAACUCUGUGGGUCUGUUCUUUCCUUUGCAGCCCACACAACCACUUGUACUUUGCUCUUGGGUUUUAACCCAAGUCCUUCUUGGAUAGCCAGACCAGGAGCUGGAUCAGAAAUGAAGGUAGCUGCCUUGGUCAGACCUGCAUGUUCUAUUUGGUUUCCAUCAGCUGGCACAAUGUUCUGGGUGGAAAACCUGCCCAUGGGUUCAGCGUGGGGUGUGCUUGUCUCUGGAUCAAUUCUUACAGUGUGCCAGGAAAAACUGUCAGGAUCCAGCACAGGGCACCUCUGCCUUGCCAGAAUUGUGUCUCAUCCCUCUGUCCCCUGGGGCCAGUCCCACAGCCCCACCUGCACUGGGAGGGAGGAGCAGGGCUUGUUUGGCUCCCUGAGGGACUCCCUGCACUUGUGUCCAGUUAAACAGUGAAUUUACUGAUUGUUCACAUGCUGGUGUAUUGGGGAAAUAGAAAUAUUUCUAUACAUACUUUAGUCACAAGAUCCAAGAAGCUUUUUAACUACUUACAAAUACUUGCAGCUUCCAACCUGUAACAGUUAUAUUCAGAUUUUUUUAAGGACUUUCUAAGAAUCCUAACUGCUGGUGAAAGUCCUUGUGUUACCUAUGACAGUGCUCCUCUAGAUGUAGAACAGAAAUAACUGCAGUUAAUCUGGAGCAACAUUUUAUGUUAAGCAUGGCUAAAUGACAACUUGUCUAGUACUCAAGAUUCUACCAUACAACUGUAUGGGUUUUUUAAAGACUUUUUUAAUUUCAUUGCAGUAUUAACUGAAUAUGGUGGAUUAAAUCUGGGUCCUGUUCACAGUGCUGCAGCCCUGCUGACUCCAAAGGGCUCAUCCAUGAGGUUUUCAAUUGGAUGGAGGUGGGCAACAGUGGACCAACAUUUGUGCCCACUCAGAGGUCACUCUUGCUCUUUCACUUCCCAUGUAGCUUCUCUAAUGUUGAAAUUAGCUCCAUUUAUCAAGCAGUCACCAGCUUUGUGAUCCAUUUAUACAUCUGGUUGUUCCUUUUCCAUAGAAAUCCUGUCAUUUCUAGGCUAUCAGAAGGAGAUGGCUGUGCUCUCAGAUAGAGAAAACUCAAUUGCAUGGCCACUUGCAUGCUUGGUGUGUGUUAACACCAGUCACAUUCAGGCAGUGUGGGACCAACUCCUUCUGGCUGAUUGUGGUCACUGAAAUUCAGCUUAGGGUCUGUGUGAUGUGUGCUCCAUGGAAUUGGGUUUGAUCUCCUGUGUGAAGGGUCUGCCAGCUGUGAGCUGGGAUGAGCUGCUCUCAGUAGCAGUUAGGGAUGAGGAGCAGUGCAUCACUUUUGGGAAUUCCUGCUUUAGCAGGUGUUGAUGGGACUUACACGGGGAGGUGUGGAGGGAAUGUCUUUGUAUGGCACUGCCCUGCAAUGUCAGUGUCACAGCACUGCUCUGGCCAGUGAGGUGUUUCAUGGUGGGUAUUGGGUACAAAUUCACCCCUUUCCACAGUUCCUCCACGGGCAGAAAUCUCUCCUUUGGUCUCUGCCUGCAUAAUCUGGUUUACAAAAGCACCAGAGGAGGGAGAGAGUUGGCCCCCAUUGUCAAUGUGCACACACACACAAGGCAGCAAGUGCUGCUGUCAUGGGCAGCCUGCUGCCCUCUGCCCCAGCACAGGGAGCACAGGGAGCACAGAGAGCACAGAGAGCACAGGGAGCUGCUGUUGGUGCUGCUGCUGCUGGAGCUGCUGCUGCUGCUGGUGCUGCUGCUGCUGCUGCUAGCACUCCAUGGUCUCCAAGGUCCUUUCCAGCCUUGGUGGUUCUCUGCACAGCACAGCUAAAUCACAGGCAAAGCUGUGAAGGUACAGCUGGUUUUUGAGUCAGCCUUCUGUGUACAUGUAGUUACCACAGUACUUCUUGAUACUGACACUUCUUUUGGCCAUCUGACUUUAAAUUCAGUAGCUUAUUUUGUCUGUGACACACUUAACAUUCUCCUUGAAUCUAAACAGUGGCCAGUGUCAGCAGUCUAGAGGAUGUGGCUACUUACUCUCAGCAAUUCAGGAAGUGGUUUCAGUCUCUUCUGGGAUUACCUGAUGUUUAGCCAGCCUUUACAAGUUGUCCACAUUCUGCUUUAGGAUGUUGCUACAAAAUUAUAAUUACAACAAGGAGGGAGUUUUACAUUUGAGGUUUCCUGAAAGGCCAAGGAUUUCUAAUAGAACCUGAUCAGGCACCAGGCUACAUAUGGAUCACUUCCCCUAAGGAGUGGUUGAAUAUGUGCUGUGUUUGUACUUCCCUGUUAAAGCCUUUCUGGUGCUUUUAGAGAACAGGCAGAACUUUUUAAUACUGUCACAUUCUUGACUGAAUUAUGAAGCCUUAGUGCUACAUGAUGUUGUGUUGUGUCCCUGAAAAACACUUCACGUGGCUGGUGUGGAUUAGUGGGUACCACUUUUACUCUGUGCAGCUGACACUGGAUUCUCUGGCCACCUUUCUCCAAGCUCUUUCCAAACCAUCAGCUGUGCUCAGUUAUUGUCACCUGCUGCUGAAUGCUUGCAGUGCUUGUAACUCCUUCAAGGGUUUCUCCCUUCACAGACUGGUUCAGCCCUGGGCAUGAGCAGCACUAACGCUGCCAGCCUGCCCGUGAGCCCCUGCACUCUGUCCUGCUUGGAGUGCAAUCAGCCACCUCCACCUCAGCAGUGUCACUGAAGCCCCUGCACUCUGUCCUGCACACUGAAAUCAGCCACCUCCACCUCAGCAGUGUCCUAUUGAGCUGUUCUCCUUGGACUCUCCCCCUGAAAUCCAUUUAUUUUAUAUCCUGGAACAGGCUGCCCAGAGAGCCUGGGGAUGUUCCAUCCCUGGAAGUGUCCCUGGCCAGGUUGGACAGGGCUUGAAGUGACCUGGUGUGGUGGAAGGGGGUGGAAGGAGGUGAGCUGUAAGGUCCCUUCCAAGCCACACCAGUCUGAUUCCUUGAUCUUGUAUUCUGGAUGUGACAGUUCCAGGGCUUUUACUUGACAUUUUCUCAUACAGAGCCUAUUAUAGGUGGGAUUUUUUUAAUGUCCAGUUCAUAAUCUGUCACAGUCACUGUUUUCUUACUUUUUAAAAUCAAAUAAUCAGUUUUCCAGUUAAUUUUCAGAUUUUUUUUGGUGUAGUUGUUACAAUCUGUUCUUGUAUCUGCAAGUAGCCAAACAAAAGAGACUUUGCAAGACUUUGCAAAACCAUCAUCCCCUGAGAAGGAAAAGCCAUUCCUUCUCAGAGUGUAGGAUUUCUUCAUGUGGGUUGCAUCUCUGAGUCCUCUUGUCUUUUGAGUCACUUUUAACAGCUCUGCUCCAUUCCUGACACCAGACAGCUGCUGCAGCCCUGCAUGAUUGCAAGAGCAGGAGUGUUUCUUUGCAUCUUCUGUAAACCUUAGCUCAGUCUUUGUGAGAUAUCCAAUGUAUGUUAAAUGCCUGAACUAAUACAGGACUGCUUGGAAAAAAAUGUUCUUCCUCUGUGGCAAAAAAUGGAAUUGAAGGAGCUUGAGAAGAAAAGAAGGUGGUUACUGCCUUUUACUAGAGGGCAUUGAGGUGGCAGCAUUGCUGUUUCUUUGUCUCUCUGAGAAUGAGGACUUUGGGAUUUUUUCCAAUCCAGCUCCCAGUUCACCAUCCCAACAAUUGCUCAUGGUGCUCAACCCUGUACUGCUGAGCUUCAGUUGUAAAAGGUACAAGUUGUUUCUUGGUGCUGUACCCUUAAUUCCUCCAGACAGUGUAUUUCCCUUUCUUCUGCUGGGCCAUACAUAUGGCAUUUUCCACACACUUCUGUUCCAAUGCCAGCAUCUUCCAGCAGCAUCCCUGCAGUGGGUGCAGGGCUGGGGUGCUCAGUACCUGAGGGUGACAGGUCUGGUGUGACACCAAUGGUGCUUUUGUCCACAGCCUGCUCCCCUUGCAGACAUUGCUCAGCUGUGGGCAGGGCAGGGUGGCACCAAACUCCAGAGUUCCCCCCAGAGCAGCUGAGCUGUGCCCCUGUUGGUGCCCUGGGGCCAGGGAGCUGCUGCUCUGGGUGUUCAGUCGUGCAGUUGUUGUCACAGAACGUUUUAAUGCUGUCGUGGGAAGUUUUGUGACUGAUCAAUAUUUUACAUGUGUAUCUGUAUUUUUGUUAUAUUGUAAUGGGAAAAGGGUCUAGGGUUGGGGAGUUGUCUUAAAGCAAGAAUGGAGGCCCUGAUUCUCAUUUGUGCUACUGUCCUUUGCAUUGCACUGGGAGGGUGAAGGGGCCCUAAGUGGAGCUCACUUUGGCUUACAUCCUUUGGGGUAUCCACCACACUGAUCAGAGCAUAAAGGGGCAGUAGUAUAAAUAAAAGCAAACAGUCAGCAAGUGACUGAUUUGUACAAUCAUCUGAAAUUAAUUUCAUGGUAUCCUUACUGUGCACAUACUGGCCAGUAACAUCCAGAUGUUCUUAGUUUAGAAAUACAGGUUAAACAGACCUGCUUGGGUUUUACCAGGUUUGAAAUAUUUCCUUAUAUUGGCUGUCCUUUGCCCAACACUGUCUACAAAGACAACGUGCUAAAAGAUUUGUACCUCUAGGUAAUGGCCAGCCCAGAAAUCUCACAAAAUUACCCAAAAUGCUAUUUUUAUGCUAGUUCUUCUUAAAAUACUUGCUAGCCUUUAUCAUAACUUGUAUCCCUUUUACUUGAUGAUAUAAGCUGGGGUUGUGACAAUCUACUGAAGUCCCCUGUGUGCAGUGUGCAGUGCUGUGUGCUGUGUCACUCUCUGUGGGUCUGGGGACACAGAGCUGAAGCCAGCACCUCCUGCCUUCCCUGACUGUGGUGCUACUGGCAGGGAGAGCCUGGCAUGGCUCUGGUGCCCCUGCAGGUUCUGUGUGAGCAGGGAUGCAGUGCCAACUUAUUCAGAAAAAGUGUGAGGACAAGGAAAUAUUCAGGAAAUGUGCUUUCCUUCUGAUAUUUGUACACUGCAGUGAUGCUGCAGGGCCUGAUGAGAACAGAUUCUGUACCAGCUUUGUGAAUGCCUGUCUGACCCCUGCAACUCAAAAGGCAGCAGCUGAACUUCAUGAAGCUCUUGUCCUCUAAAUGCAAAAACAAUUGGAGUCCAGAAGAACAAAUGGGAUAUCCCAGUACUGCUAAAAGAAAGGCAGUUCUAACCAAUGCAAACAUUCAUACAUUUCAGUUUUUAAAGUGAAUUACUCUAUGAUUAUUUGCUCAGUUUGGAAGAGACAGCUCUCCAUAAUGUGACAGUUUCACGCCAGGUCACAAGUACUGAUCAGAAUUUGCUGUCAUUAGGAAAGAACAUGAAUUUGUAAGACAUGCUGGACUGACAUGCAGUGGCUAAUGAAUUCCUUCCUGCUUUGGGAAGAUAACAGAUUAUGCCAAAGCAAAAGAAAAAAAGGUCAUUGUUUUUCUCCUUCUCUCUUUCUUCUUUUCAAUCUUUCUUUCUUCCCUUGGGAUGCAUUUGAUAUUCAUUUUUCAACUUUGAGUUUGAGGUUUUCUUCCCAGUUACCAACGUACUGUAUUGAAAUCUGGAACAUAAAACUAACAUUUUUUAAGCAAAAGGUGAUGUACAGGGAGAAAAAAAUCAGAAAGAAAAAGCACUUCAUUAUGUCACAGUAUUUACAGGAGAAAGUGUAAAAAUUACUUCUUUUCUCACAAAAACAAAACCAUUUGGGGCCUGAUUCUUCCCUAGUGUAACUGAGCCCAGCUCCCUGAGGCUGGUGGAGCUGGGCAGAGUUGUGCUGGCUGAGAAACUGAACCUUAAAAUCUUCUUUGCAGACAAGGGAACCCUUACCAGCAGUACUUGAAGACUUGUGAGUUGUGACUGCAUGUUACUUGAAAGAUCUAAUUAAGCUAUGUUUUUUGGUGCAAGCAGUUGUUGUACAUGAUUUCAUGUUUAUGUAGCAAGAUGCAUUGAAAUGUUGAUACUAGUAUUGAAACAUACAUGUAAAAAUUGUCGUUGUGGAAAUUGUCUGUUCUGUUCUAUUUUUCUUGUGUGUCUCAUCUGUUUAGAACGUAAACUUUCUUUUUUUUUUUAUUGUCCUAACUGAAUAAGGCUAAAUGAAUACUGUAAUUGAAAAUAUAUUUUAAAUCUUGUCAUGAGUUUUUAAAAAGACUAUUACAAAUUGUAUCAUUCCUGAUUACACAGAACUUUGUGGGUGGUUUUAAAUAAAUUUUAUACUUCUAUUUUG
Molecule: messenger RNA, 11443 nt
Organism: Melospiza melodia melodia
Lineage: Eukaryota; Metazoa; Chordata; Aves; Passeriformes; Passerellidae
Gene: TET1
Product: tet methylcytosine dioxygenase 1
Biological process (GO): positive regulation of transcription by RNA polymerase II
Cellular component (GO): nucleus
Molecular function (GO): DNA 5-methylcytosine dioxygenase activity
Source: RefSeq, a predicted model, not a curated record